ACUGCUGCGAUCGUGCCGGUUCAAUGCAGGUCCUAUAAUUCAGUGCGCUAGGGUCUGCAAAAUGUGGUUCUUAGCAAAAGCAUUUCUGGUGUUUGCCAUCGUAGUGCGGAACGCGUUGGCGCAGUGUGACGCGAACUCACCGUACCGAACGUUCGAUGGUACCUGUAACAAUCUGCGAAAUCCGUCCUGGGGAGCUGCUAAAAUCCCGUACGGUAGGUUGCUGCCGGCCGAGUAUGGAGACGGUGUGUCCGUACCGCGUCGUUCGAGAACCGGAACUGAUCUGCCAAGUGCUAGGUUGCUGUCGCUGACGCUGUUCAACGAGCAGAACAUCCUGGACCAGAGGACUACCCUGGUGAACAUGCAGUUCGGUCAGCUGGUGGCUCACGAUAUGGGACUUCGUGCGGGAAGUUUUGAUACAAUAGCUUGCUGUCAAAAUGGACGAGUCGUCCCGAAUCCUGGUAGACGUUGCUUCCCAAUCCCGGUCCAACCGAACGAUCCCGUCCUGUCUGCCGGAAGGAUACAGUGUUUGGAUUUUAUACGCACCCUUAACACCUGCGAUGUCUCACCAGCUAGCUGUUCCAGCCGGCAACAGGCACAGCAGCUGAAUGAUGCCACAUCGUUCCUAGAUUUAUCGGUCGUUUACGGCAACAGUGCACAACAGAAUGCGCAGCUACGUGCGUAUGUCGGUGGUCGGCUGAAGGUGGACAAUCGCAAUGGGACAGAUUGGCCCCCGAGGCAUCCGCAGUCCAAUACGGCCUGUACGCUGAACAGUGCCACCGACACCUGCUAUCUGACCGGUGACGAACGCAGCAAUAUUACGCCGGAACUGACGAUCCUGCACAUAGCGUUCCUGCGGGAACACAACCGUAUCGCGCAACAGCUGUGCAAAGCCAGGCCCCUGUGGAACGAUGAGAAGGUGUUCCAGGAGGCAAGACGCAUCAACAUUGCACAGUACCAGCACAUCGUUUACUACGAAUGGUUGCCCUAUUAUCUCGGACCGGAUUACAUGUACCAGCGAGGGCUGCUGGUACGUAACUAUGUGAAUGAUUACAAUCCGUCCGUAGAUCCUACUGUGCUGAAUGAUCACGCUAAUGCUGCUUUCCGGUACUUCCAUUCUUCGAUUCUGGGUAGCCUGAGUCUUUUCCAGGAAUCACGAUCCUUUGCCGGUGCGAUCAACAUCAACGAUCAUAUGUUUAAUCCGACCGUACUGGAGCGAAACGAUGGAUACCGGAUGCUGACGCGUGGCAUGACGACGCAACCGAUGGGACGCAAUGAUCCGAGCUUUGAUCCGGAGAUUAGACACUUCCUGUUCCGAAUGCGCGAACGGUUUGGAACUGAUCUGAAGGCACUAGAUAUUCAACGGAGCCGCGAUCAUGGCAUACCGGGCUACAACACGUUCCGUCAGUACUGUGGCUUAGGGCGGGCCACCCGUUGGGAAGAUUUCGUGGAGCUGCGUGGACCAAGGGAUAUUCAACUCCUUAACACCCUCUAUCGCACCGUGGACGAUGUGGACCUUACCGUCGCUGAGUUCUUCGAGCGCCAUCUACCCGGUACACAGGCUGGCCCGACGUAUCACUGCAUUCUAAUGGAACAAUUCUUUCGCACACGGAAAGGCGAUCGGUUCUUCUUCGAGAAUGGAAAUGGACCGGGAGCUUUCACGGUGCCGCAGCUGAACGAAAUCAAGAAGGCAAGCAUUGCACGCAUACUUUGCCACAAUUCUCCGGGCGUUGUUCAAAUGCAGCGUCGCGCGUUCCAGCAGAUAGCGGACGUCAAUCCUUUGGUACCGUGCACGACGCUACCGGCACUAGAUGCACGUUUGUUUUAAAAUGGCUUUAUGAUGAGGAGAGGAAGCUAAAGUGAUUCGUUGUUUAAAAUAAAAUUAAAAAUGUCUUUUGGGUUAAUAAGCAACUUGAUCUGGAUUUUAUAAGAAUACUUCGAGUGGAAGAACAGAUCCGUGUAACUGAAAUUCUUUAUGCAUUUUUUUAAUAUUUCGAAUUUAUUUAUUAUAGAAAAAUGAAACUCAAUAAGAAAAUUCAUCCAGCCAAUAGCAGUCAAUUGAUAGCUCCACAAACCCCUCCGUUCUUUCCCUUCAGCUACAGCUUUGAUUAUCAACCAAUAGCCCCCUGAUCGAUGUAUCUUAUCGCAAAACGAGCUAAGAUUACGGUGCGAGCAGCUGUGAAUUAUUCGAAGCAGCUCAUAUGGGAUUUAGCGAAUGCAAGUUACGGAGCGCGUUGAUUUGUGUGAUUCAGCCAGCUUUACUGUGAAGCAGUGGUGAUGAUACAGUGCUCUGAAAAAAAUCUUAUCAAGAGUUUUAAUACGAAUACGCAUUGUACUCGCUUCAGUAAUUAUGUGCAGUGUUGUUUGCAGACGAAGGUGAGGUACGUGUAAGGGCAAACGGCUCCACUUUAAAUGCUCUCUUAUAGCCAAUUGCAUAGAUAAGGUGCUGUGAAACCACCGUUUACCGAUUAUCCAUGACAAGAAGAAUAAUAGAUGAUAAUGUGUAUUGAACAACAGUGCAUUGAGAGAGUAUACAUAUGAGAAGGUUAAAAAGGCAGUGUAAACUAAGCGAAGAGCUUGUGGGUGAUGACCCUCCAUAAGCUAUAAGGUGAGCUAAGCAGCAUGAAUACUUCACACACGUACGCUGAGUAUCCUGUAAAUAAGUCUACAACCAUGGAAUCAACCCCAAACAAAAUCACCAUGCCCCAAUCAUCGCCACAAACGACCUUAGCCAUUUUGCAUAACUCCGAUAAAGGGCGAUCCACCAUCCACGGUGACUCGUACCACCUGCGUGUUGCAAUGAUGAUCAUUCUUCGGGCAUACCGAAUGUACCAACUGGACAACGAUUUCUGCUUCCUGGUCGCCGUAGAGGUAGCCGCAGCUGGGAAAUUCGACGACAUACUGUUCCACUUCUCAUCGCCAGCACUCGGGUCCGGUACGAUGUUUAUACAGGCGAAACAUAAACAGUUUGCCGGUCGUGUCGUCGGUAAGGCAUCGAAUCGAGCUACUGUAGACGUGAAACAAAACGGUAGAUUAAAGCAAGCCGCACUAUGCACUGCUUGGGAUUCGAACGCAAGCUUUUCGAUCCCGAUGUACUUUGUGUCCUUUCUCGAGAUCGAUCAGCAUCUACCAAACGAUGCUCGGUACGUGCUGUGCACUAACGCUGGACUCGAUGGGAGCAUUGAGCGCUAUGCUACGAUCAUCAAUCCACAGCAAGAUAACGCUUUACUGUUCUGUGCAGAUAUAGGAGCGACGUGUUAUCAGUUCGCUGGAGACAAACCUUUCGUAGAGCUGAUCGAUACCUUGAAAGACUCGUGUUUCGCUAAACUAGGAAAGGUAUUUGCAGGGAGCAUCUUUGCUGGGAAGACAGUUACAUUCAAUGACACAUUGAUCGACACCUUCGACAGCUUCAUAAUGGCUUGUCUAGUGCCACAGAACGAAGAAACAAGCGACCGAUCAGUGAUCACUUGCAGGUUUAAUGAAGACUUUUUCAACGCAGAUGAUACCACACCAGCGGGAAAGUUUCGAGCGGCGUUUCAAAAAGAAUAUAAAUCAUUGUUUGUCAAAGGUAAAUUGAAACAAAAGGAUAACAUCUUGCAUGAGCUGGAAAUCAAGAUCGAUAGGGAUUCGCUUACGUCUGCUACAAACACACGAGAAGACGAGAUAUUUGCAAAGUUUGAUGAGAAAGUGCUCGAGUUUUAUGAUAAAUUUCUGCUUGUUUGUAAUUCUUCCAAUGAAGAAGAUCUACGCAUACAGGCGAUGAGCUUGUUACCACGGUGGUGUGAUACUGAACGUGGAACCGUAUUCGAUAAGCUGCAGGGAGUAUUGCUGGAUGCAUUGAAGAGUCCUUAUCCCGUCCCGUUGGACCUCACGUUUAUACAAAGAUGCUUCUUGAGUGUAGAGCUUGCGCCAAGCAUUACUAGCUUGAAAAGCUUCUCGGGAGAAUAUAUCAAGUCGGUACGCGUCAAACAUCAUCAAGUAGAAAUAGAUCAGGAGCGCUUGAAAAGUACAUCAUUAUAUAUGUUUCUCGACGGCAAGGCUGGCUGUCUAGUUUAUGAGUUUUAUAGUUCACUUGAUCAGUCGAUAAGCGCUCAUAUUUUGCUUCAAGUCCUAGCAUUAUUCAAACACGAAACAUUAUUUGUGGAUAGUGCAAAGUAUGCAGCAAAGCAAGAAAUGAUCGAUAUCCUUGAAGACUUGUUGUCCUAUCUCAAGGAUGUAAAUCAUCCUACCGCCAAAGUGGUAACAGUUCUAGGAAAAUACGAUCACAAUUCAAUUGAUGAGUUUAAAAAAUUAUCAGAAAAAUUUUGCUAUAAGAUCGUUGUAGUAGCGAAGGCGUCGGAAAGCCCACCGAAGGACGUAUCUUUACUGCGAUUUGCAGUCAAGGAUCUCACACACGAAGCUGCAAACCAGCUGUACAAGCAAACCGAUAGCAUGAUAUUUGGAACUGUUUCGUCACUGAGCGGAAUAGUGGACAACACAGACGAUUUGAGUUUUCUAAUCGCAGUAUUGAAGUUUGCUGAUCAGACUAUGGGAAUAAAAGAUCAUCAGUUAAAUGUGUUCAAUUAUGAAAAGAUCAAACACUGGUACAUUCAUCGGCGUAUUGUACCGUACGAAUGGAGCAUCUCGAAGAGGCAUUCGGUUCAUAGAUUCUAUCCCAAUAUGAAAGAGAUAGAGCUGGCGAUAGCCUCAUGCAACGCGGAACCCGAUCCUCCUGGUAUCGAACCGGGCAGCAGCAGCAAUGCAAAAGUGCAUAUCCUACUAAAUGAUGCUGGGUAUGGUAAGACGUCUUACCUGACCUGGCUAGCCUGGCAUUUGUCGGUUUAUGAUCGUACGCUGUAUGUUAUCAAGUUCAUCGCAAAUGAGUAUUCGACCGAUUUUGAACGGUUGGAAGGAAGCGAACUUCAAAGUCUUAGCGAUACAGAGAUCGUGCGGCUACUGUAUCGUUACAUUCAUCUAGCGCUGUUCGUGCCGAACGUUAACAAACGCACUAUUAAAGAAACCGAUCUAAACAGAGACGAGGCCGAUCGGUGUGCCAAGCUGCUGACGGUUUCAAACGGUCAAAUAGUGUUGGAUGUGGCUGCGGGACAAUCGUUGUCAACGAUCGAGCUGAUCGAGUUGCGACUGUUUCGUGAGAAGUUUAACCAACGCAAGCUGUUGCUGAUUCUUGAUGGGUUUGAUGAGAUUGCUCCAUAUUAUAAAGACGUGGUUAUGGAUUGUUUUGCCCGUUUUGCUCGACUCGAUGGAGUACGAUCGCUGUACCUGUCCAGCCGUCCUUAUGGGUUGGAAGAAGAUCUGAGGACAACGUUUACUAGCUGCUCCAUGUAUCAGCUGGAACCAUUUUCGAGGGAGAACAUUAUACUUGCGUUGUACAAAUUUCUCGUCAGCGACUUGGACGAUUACAAGAAUUGGGAGGAGGCACAUCGCAUCGAUGUGUUGCGUGACCUUUUCUACAGCAUUAUCGUGGAUGUAACCCAUGCACUAACUGUGCCACUGUUGCUGUAUAUGGUUCUGGUUAUCCUGCUGCCGGAGAUAAAGACACGGGUAGACAAACACUCACACCGGUUCGCGCCGACCAUGUUUAACAACGCAAAGUUUGGCAUUUUUCAACUAGUGCAAAGAUUCAUUGACAGAAAGAUCACAAUUCUGUACAUAGACAAAACCGGUACAACUGAUGCCGCCGUUAAGACGGCAACAGCCAAGAAAAACCUAGAGCGUUUGAGGAAAUACAUCAAGAAGCGGCACAUGCUGUUGGCCGUAUGCGCACUGUUCGAUGGGCACGAUCGAGAAGCGCUGCUGUCCAGCAAGGAACAGGACCGUGCGCUAGAGUCGAUGGAGGAGGUGAUUAAUGGUGAUGAAAAAACGGGACUCGUUCUUGGUGUACUGGGAGAGCGGCCGCAAUUUGUGCAUCGAAUAUUUGCCGAAUUUUUCACAGCUUGCUGGUUGUCCGCGAACCGGACCCGAUUCAGGCAGGAGCGUAUAUUUCAAUCGCAAUCCCUGUGGACUCCCGCCUUAAAGCAAACUCGCAAUUUUUUCGACUGUCUUAUAGUUAGCGAAAGCAAAGGGUGUAAUUUCCAUUGGGCAUUGGUGAACCAUUCCACUGCACAGGUUGUAAAACUGUUGCGCGAAACCCCGUCGGCUGUUACUGUGAAAGAUAAGGUUGGUCGGCUACCAUUGCAUUUGGUAGAGUACGUUUGUACGGACAACAUACUGCAGAAGCUACCGAGUGAGCUGGUGAACGAGCCCGAUGAACUGUUUGGUUGGAAUGCUUUGGAUUAUGCAUUUGUUCUGAAUGAAAGAACGGCUAUACAUUGUUUGCUGCAGAAGGGCGCCAAGCUUAAUGCAGAUACGGCUGUGUUUCAGCAGCUAUGUUCCAAUGAUUCUGAUGAACUACUUCAGCAAGGGAUACGAUAUGUUUCUUACCUAGAACGAUACGACCAUCCAACGGGCAUGGCAAAGAGGCUCUGUGAGCGGGUGGCUCGUUAUAUGAUUCACGAGCGAAAGGUGGAUAUUUAUUCUUCAAGGGUAAAGCUGAAUUCUUCAUCGAUGCUGGAAUAUUGUGUACAGGAGCAUAAUGUUUUAAUGCUCAGUCACAUCGUCAGGCAGUCCGGGGAGCCCUGCCAAGUUUUGGGCAGAUGUGCCGAUCGUUUGCUUGCAGUAUCCUUACAGGAGGAAGCUUACAGUAUUACCAAUUAUUUGCUCGAGCAACGCGUCUCUCUUUUGACCCAGCUUCACCGCAACGGACAACUAGUGGGUUGUGCUAAGCGUGCAAUUGAGAAAAAUCAAGUUGAAUUGUUUAGACAAAUUUUCCACGAGUUGUGUAUCCGCCUCAAGAUUUCAUGUGCAGAUGAAACCGACAUCAUUGAUGAAUUGGAUGUUGUUCAAUGCGAAGGUGAAAUACCAGAAUUUAAGAUUUUAGUUAAAUACUGUUGCUGCUCGAAAGGGUAUGAAUACGGUGAACAAUUCAAAUUAUUUGACAAAUACGAUCAAUACGAUGCGGAAUGUUUCUUGGCAACAGUGCUGGACGUCGGGAGCGUUAGUAUGAUUAGUUACGUGCUUCAAAAGCUGAAAAUGGACGUUACUAAAGCAUUAAUUAUGAAGCUUAUAAAAUUGCUACCAUUUUUCAAACGGUCCAGCCAUAACAAAUCCAUACCAGCGUUCAAAUGUCUUCUCAACAGGAUGAUCGAUCUGUACCAUGUCGAUCAAGAUGGACAAACAUUGUUGGACACGAUCGUUCAGGAUGGAUGCCUGUACAUGAUACAGUGCUUGAUUGAUAAAGGUUUUGAAGCGAAGCAGAUCAAUUAUAAGCAUCUUACAGGACUGUUAACCAACUACGGAAAAUAUUAUGCGGCCAAUCUGUUUGUGUACCUUCAACAAAAAUCGUAUGUGGAUUUCUUUAAAGCCUUUCACCCGACAGGGGAAAGUAUUUUUGAUGUCAUAAUCUAUAAGGGACAUUUUUUAUUAGCGCAAGCACUAAUUCAAGCUCAAUUCGGUACCCUUUUAAAUUCGGAAAAAGAAAAUGUGAUGAUGGAUCUACUUGAAGAAAUGCUAUUAAAAUACGGCGUAGAACACGUACUGGACAUGUUGAAUGAUUGUCACAAAAAUAGUGCCUCUCGUUGCAUUUUGGAAGAUAAGGAAUGGCAUCUAAUCUAUUCCUCGAUCCGGAAAAAGAUACCAAUUGUUUGAAUUGUUUGAUUGUUCUGGUACUUAUUUUAUUGUAAAUUCUUUUAAGUGAGACUUAAACUCGAACUCUACAAAAAUCUUCAUGCAAUUUAAAAACGGGGGAGUUUACUUUACAUCACUUAAGAAAAAAUAAAUAAAUCGCCAAAUCAUUAAACUUUUCUGCAGAAGAUGAAUGAAGCUGUUGUAUAAAUAUUUAUCUCACUUUUUAUUCAACGUUGAGAGCUUAAAGAAGUAGAGCAACGAAAGAAAGAUUCUCAAUAUUCAUAAAACCGAUAAAGUUAUCUUGUUGUUUAAAUUUGAUUUAUGCUAUUCAAGUAUACUACUAGGCAAAUGCUUCAAAAACAUUUUUAUUGUAAUUUAUAUUUUAUUAAGCAAUUAUUAAAUUUGAGUAUUGAAAUAUAUUAGUCAAUCGUUUGACCCAGGAAGUAUGAUAAAAGUUUUUCUUCCUUUUCUUGGCUAUAAAUGUUAAAAUACAUAAAAAACUGGAACUAUUAAUGAUAGUACUCUACCAUUUAGAUUAAAUUUUAUGCUCUCGAGGCUCACGAGAUGUUGGUCAAGAUGGUAGCCGUGCCGAACUUAACAGCGGCCUUAAAUGUGGGUGAGACAUGGCCCAUAGAGAACUAGAUAAAAAGUGCUCAAAAUAAUUUAAAACUCUAUCUUUUAUUACAAAUUUAAGUAAAACAUAAUUUCGAUAAAAUAAAAAUAAAAUUCUAAAAAAAAUUUUGCAAUG
This is a messenger RNA of Anopheles stephensi (Asian malaria mosquito), 8407 nucleotides long. RefSeq names its product peroxidase-like. The transcript has 5 exons. The coding region runs from base 2620 to 7680 and encodes 1686 amino acids. Gene Ontology annotation, biological process: response to oxidative stress. NCBI's taxonomy places the organism in Eukaryota, Metazoa, Arthropoda, Insecta, Diptera, Culicidae. Gene Ontology annotation, molecular function: peroxidase activity; protein binding; heme binding. The record is from RefSeq and is a predicted model, not a curated record.